This is a messenger RNA of Ambispora gerdemannii, 504 nucleotides long. NCBI's taxonomy places the organism in Eukaryota, Fungi, Glomeromycota, Glomeromycetes, Archaeosporales, Ambisporaceae. The record is from the annotation of a GenBank genome assembly.
AUGCCGGCUUACCACUCCCAAUUCAAUGACAAUACUGAAUACCGAAUUGUGGGUAACAUGGUUCUGUUACCUAUUAAAACAAAAAUAAGAGGUCCUGGGACACUUGCUCCAGCAGAUCAGAAGGAUAUCAUUGACGAAUCGCUAGAUCUAUUUCGAGCAAAUUGUCUUUUUCGUAAUUUUGAAAUAAAGGGGAAUGCAGAUCGUGUACUCAUAUACUUGAUUCUUUUCAUCUCGGAUUGUCUUGGCAGACUGACGAAAAGUCCAUCACAAAAAGAAGCAGUGAAAAUUUUGAGUACUCGCGCGUUAGAUCCUUUUGCUCUUCCCGGGGAACCUAAUUUUCCUUUGAAUGCUUUGUAUGCUGCACCGGCUCAUAGAGGGGACGCUGAUUUACUUCGUCAAUAUUUGUCACAACUUCGACAAGAAUUAGCUUUAAGAUUGUAUGUUGUUGUUGCUUCUGGUAGUGAGUUUGAUGAUAAUCGAGGUGGUAUUGUGGAUAAACAUUAG